AUGACUGAAGCAGAAACCGGAUACGCACAAAUUGAGAAAGAACUACUCUCUGUUUUAUUUGCUCUUGAAAGAUUCAAUGCGUACACCUAUGGCGUGAAAGUUCUUGUAGAAAAUGACCAUAAGCCACUUGAGAUCAUUUUAAAGAAAUGCUUACAUGACGCUCCUCUCAGAUUGCAAAGGAUGUUGUUAAGAUUACAGAAAUAUGAUUUUACCUACAAGCAUAAGCCGGGCAAGGAUCUUGUGGUAGCGGACACUCUAUCACGGGCACCACUUCCCACUACAGAUUCAGAGUUAGAGAAAGAAAUAUCUUGCUAU
Molecule: messenger RNA, 315 nt
Organism: Paramuricea clavata
Lineage: Eukaryota; Metazoa; Cnidaria; Anthozoa; Malacalcyonacea; Plexauridae
Source: the annotation of a GenBank genome assembly